Molecule: messenger RNA, 785 nt
Organism: Amoebophrya sp. A120
Lineage: Eukaryota; Dinophyceae; Syndiniales; Amoebophryaceae
Source: the annotation of a GenBank genome assembly
AUGAGCACUGCGGACCGGAAGACAGUCACCGAGCUGUUUGAGAAUUAUGCAGCCAGCGGCUCGUCAAACACCACGGGCCCGCCCACAGCUUCUUUUUCCGCUGCGCAGAAGCAGCAGCUGUUUCUAAAGUACUUCGACAAGCUCCUCGGCACCCGGAGUUUUAUCCCCCCACAGGACGAAAAUUUGCCGAAAGUGGACUAUCACUUCUAUCCUGUGCAAAAGUAUCGUACUCGUAUAGAUGCAAGAGCAAGUCUUGCAUUACAAAUCUUGUUCCCAAGGCAAAUCAGCAUGUGAAAUUCGUUUUCUCAUGCUGAGCAAAUUUGUAAUGCAAUUUAUACUAGAACUAGUGCGUUGCUUUUGCAGUUCAUAACUUCAGCAACUUCCUGAAGUUCUGGCACCACUUGGAGUCCUAUUCAGUGCAAAAGUGUCUGGGUCUGGAAGGUUGUAACUUGUCAUGCUGUCUUCGGAUUCGAAAAAAAUCUGUAUUGCAUGACCAGCAAGAGGAGUCCAGUUUGGUCCACACGGAGAGGGCAUUUCUCAUGCAGAAUAGGCAUCAGGAAGCCCUCUAGAAAUAUGUGAUGCUAGGCCAUGCAUUACAGCCAUCAGGGUCCAUGCAAAAUAUGCAUGACAAGCCUGGCAAUCUUCCAGACCCAGACAUUUUUGCAUUUGAUAAGUCCGAUCUGGCGCUGUGGGGCCAGCUGACGCGCAAAAGGACCAUGACGUUAACAGUCGAGCGGGCGGGCAUCAAACUGCAAAGGACGCUGAACCAGAAUACAACUGGAAAC